AGCCGGCCGGGGUCUCCUGGCGACGAUGAUGGCGGGGGAUGUGGGCGGUCGCAGCUGCGCCGAUUCGGAGCUGCUGCUGCACCCGGAGCUGCUGUCACAGGAGUUCCUUCUCCUCACCCUGGAGCAGAAGAACAUAACUGUUGAAAAUGACAUGAGAGUAAACAAAGACAGUCUUACCGAUCUUUAUGUUCAGCAUGCAAUACCACUGCCGCAGAGAGAUUUGCCAAAGAAUAGAUGGGGGAAAGUGAUGGAAAAGAAAAGAGAACAACAUGAGAUAAAAGAUGAGACGAAAAGGGCACACCACGCCAGGCCCGGCUCUCUGGUGCAGUGCUUCUCAAACUUCAGCGUGCUCCUGAGUCAGGCUGACCUCUCCCCAGCUGGAGAGUCCUGCCCUCAGUCCUGCUGUCUGUUGCCCUCGGAGGUGGCGGUGGGUGGACGGAGUAGCACCGCAGACGGGUUUCGGAAAAGACCCCUCAUCGUGUUUGACGGGAGUUCAACAAGUACAAGCAUAAAAGUGAAGAAGAGCGAGAACAGAGACAAUGACCGACUCAAGUCCCGGCCUCAGGCCGGCGCUACCAGUAAUGCCUUUCGAAAAUUGUCAGAUUCCUCUUCAGGUGUUUCACCCCUAAUUUUGUCUUCCAAUUUGCCUACGAACAAUAGAAUGGAACACAGUAAUAAUGACACUAAACAGAACCAUGACUUAAUGCAUAGGAAAAGUCCUUCCGGCCCCGUGAAGUCGCCGCCUUUGUCGCCUGUAGGAACUACUCCGGUGAAGUUAAAGCGAGCCGCUCCCAAGGAGGAGGCCGAGGCCGAGGCCGCGAAUAACCUGAAGCCCCCAGAAGCAAAGAGGAAGAUACAGCAUGUUACAUGGCCGUGAAGGAAAGUUUCCAAAAAUCAAAAGAAAAUAACAGUUCAUCGCAACAUUCUAGUGGAUUCUGCCAAACUCCUCCUCAAGGUUCCCCAUGGAAAGCGUGUUAGUAGUGCUGCCAAUAAACUGUUAGGAAUAUACAGAUGACAUUGCUGUUCUUCAAGUGCUCGUGGUGCCUCUUUCCAUAAACUCGAAAGGGAAACGGGCGCUUGCUAUUGCUCCUUCCCUUUUAUUGUGAAUUGGUUUCUUGUGAGUAGACCGGCCCACCCCUUGGACGCUCCUGUCACGUGGCAGCCCUGCUCCUCUUCUCAUGGUGGCUCUGACCUCCCUCUCAGCUCUGGUUUCACUGUCUCCUGGGAGCUUAAUCUUUUCCAGAUGAGGCCGACUUCAAACUCUUCAGGGGAAGUAAUCACUUUAGAGGUGGUACCUGAUGGCAGAAAGCUUACAGGAUAGGAAGGGCGGGUAGAAUUCUAGAACCUGAGAAUCCAGGAAGCCUGGCAGUGAGGGGAACUCAGCGCGACGUGCAGUCGGCAGAAGGGGGGUUGCUGAGUCGGAGGUCACGAGAGAGCAGCACGGGGGCAGGGGCCAGCACCCACGGAGGCACCGCCGAGGUUUCGUUGGUGUUAAGUGGUGUCACUCCAGUUGUGUAGCAGAAGUCAGCGGGGAGAUAGGGUAGCCCUCACGUUCACGAGUUCUGGUGUCCACUUCUGCUGUGUAUUUCUAACCAAGGCCAAGGAUACUUUAUACUCUUCCCUUGUACGACUGAUCUUUGAAUGGGGUUUGCCUUUCAACACUUUUUAGAGCAAUCCAUUCCUUUUUUGAUAUGUUAAAACAAGCAUUUUAGUUCAGCUAUUGAAUAGCCUUACAAAAAAUUAAUUCAGCCUUGCAGGUAAGUACUGUACUAAAACUUUAACCCUACAGUUUUUAGCCUUUCUGCCUUUAUCCAGACGAUAAAUCCAUACCCGUAAGACGAAACUGAAAGACACUGAGUGUGGCAUAAGUUGUUAAUGUUAUGCUAAAUUGUUAAAUGUUUGGUUUUCUGCAGGGCUGAUAUUUGGAAUAUUGUUAAAGGACAGCCAUAAUCCUAUACACAACUGUGUGUUAAGGGAGAUUUUAAAAGUGCAGAUUUCAGGGUAGAAUGACAAAUUAUAUUCUACAUUCUGUUGUCUCUUCUGCUUCCAUCUGCGUUUCUCUCUUAGUUAAGAGAGAUUUAGCCAUUUGACAGUUUUAAGUCAGUGGAAACUUGUGUUUAGUUACUCAAUAAAAUUAGUUUUUAAUUUGUAUAUUUAA
Messenger RNA from Eubalaena glacialis (North Atlantic right whale), 2158 nucleotides. It is a transcript of the gene TSLIG2, whose product is annotated as chromosome 14 C2orf49 homolog. NCBI's taxonomy places the organism in Eukaryota, Metazoa, Chordata, Mammalia, Artiodactyla, Balaenidae. The transcript is spliced from 6 exons. Bases 26 to 877 code for a protein of 283 amino acids. Gene Ontology annotation, cellular component: tRNA-splicing ligase complex. The record is from RefSeq and is a predicted model, not a curated record. Gene Ontology annotation, biological process: embryonic morphogenesis.